UUUUGGAAAUGAGAGUCUUAGUCUGCUCGUUGUACCUAUCGUUUCUGUCCAUAGUAAGAACAGAACACACGAUAGAAACCGCUUUACUAGAAACUUCAUUGGGUACAAUUAAAGGCGUAAAGGGACUAUUUGCUGAGACUGGUGACACUUUAUACGAAUUCCGUGGAAUACCAUUUGGAAAACCUCCUACUGGAUCUCUGAGAUUUAAGAAACCAGUGCCUUUCGGAUUAUGGAAAGAAACAGUAGAUGCCACUGCCUUUCGCUCGGCAUGUCCACAAACUAUUCCUGAUUUUAUGCCUGAAUUAUCAAGACCUACAACAUCUGAAGACUGUUUAUUUUUAAAUGUGUACGUACCAAAUUCAUUAGACAAAUUGAAUAACUUUUCAGUAAUGGUCUGGAUUCAUGGCGGGGGGUUUGAAGUUGGGUUUGGAAAUGAGGAAGAUCUUUCGCGAAUGACAAUAGAGGGGGACAUUAUAAUGGUCAGUUUCAACUACAGACUCGGUAUUUUUGGAUUUUUAGCCAUAGAUCACCCAGCUGCACGGGGUAACUAUGCAUUAUGGGAUCAGAAAUUAGCUUUACAGUGGGUUCAUGAUAAUAUUGAAAUGUUUGGCGGGAAUCCGAAUUCUGUGACUAUUUUUGGAGAAUCUGCAGGCGGCUACAGUGUAUCACUUCAAUCCCUUAUAUCUACAAAUAAAGGUUUAUUUCAUCGUGCUGUUGCUCAAAGUGGUGUCCAUAGUAAAAUCCUUAUGCGCAAACAGGAUGAAGUUCAAGAAUAUGCAAAUCAACUGUCGAAAAAAUCGUUGUGUCCAAUGGAAGAUGAGUACAAAUUCGUAGAUUGCUUACGAGAAAAAACAGUUCAGGAACUUUUAGAUAUUGCUGACUUUUAUUCGACGGUAUCGGAAGACAAAUUAAAAAGGCAUAUAUUUUUUAAAUCGCAUAGUUAUCCUGUUGUUGAUGGCGAGUUGUUUACCGAAAAUCCUAUCGUUAGUUUGGAGGACAAAACGUCUGCUGUUUCUCAGUUCUUCGGAUCUCUUGACUUUAUUUCUGGAACAACUUCUAAUGAAGGAUCAUUAUUAUAUUUGAUCACAUUUCCUGAACUCCAAGAAUUUUAUAGAUUUAACGUAACGGAAGAAGUUCCACACAAAGUAGCGUGUGAGGCAAUAAUUUCAUCUUAUGUUGAGAAGUAUCUUAGAAGCGACGACAGUAUUAUAGAACAAAUGUGCAAUUUUUACAAAGCGGAUGCAUCUACCAAAGAACAGAGUCUCAGAACAACAGAACUCCUGGCGGAUGUUAUGUUCACAUAUCCCUCCUUAAAAAUGUUGGAAUUCCACGCAGCUUUGAAAAAUGGAAAAACUUACCAGUAUUUAUUUUCUAAGACUAGUCCAGAUCCCUUUGGAGGAACUCCCCCUGAAUGGUUUGAAGGCAGUGGGCAUGGAGACGAUCUAAUAUGGUUGUUUAAAGUUGGAGACCAUGAAAUUUCUGAUGAUGAGAAACAAUUUUCUAAAAACUUAAUACAAUAUUGGACUUCUUUCGCAAAAUCAGGUAGACCAAUAGGUGGACCUGGAUCGAUGUUCUGGAUACCAUUUGAUUUGAGCGGACGAAUGUAUUUAAACUUCGAUAUUCCAACAGUUCUUCAAAGUUUCUACAAAAUGGAGACGUCUGAACUAUGGUCAGAUAUAUACACACUAAUUGAGAAAGAUGAUAACAGAAAAGAACAUGACGAAUUGUAGAAACGCACUGGUCUUUAAGGCCAGGUGAGUUUUUCUCAUCACUUGUCGUCCGUCGUCCGUUAACUUUUGAAUCAACAAAAAACUAACACCGUCGUCAUUUAUUUUGAUCUGUUCCGUAUUCGAACAUAAUAGCAUAAACCUGACAAUGUGUACCAUAAAUUACGAUUGGACAACAUUUUCCGGGACAAUUCUCUUCAUUGUUGAAUUUUUGAAGAUUUGAUUGAUCAAAUCAUUAUACUGAUUAAUUACUUUUCAUCCACAAUUAUUCUGUAACGCAUGCGCAGUAAAAUCA
Molecule: messenger RNA, 2022 nt
Organism: Mytilus trossulus (common blue mussel)
Lineage: Eukaryota; Metazoa; Mollusca; Bivalvia; Mytilida; Mytilidae
Product: acetylcholinesterase-like
Exons: 2
Coding region: 9-1730 (573 amino acids)
Source: RefSeq, a predicted model, not a curated record